Blumeria graminis f. sp. triticale is the source of this 1203-nucleotide messenger RNA. The record is from the annotation of a GenBank genome assembly. NCBI's taxonomy places the organism in Eukaryota, Fungi, Ascomycota, Leotiomycetes, Helotiales, Erysiphaceae.
AUGGAGUCGAUCGAGACAGAGCUUACCAAGCUGCGAAAAGAUUCGAACUUAAGGAAAAGUAUUGAAGAUGUCGAUAUCAUAAUUCAGCAACUUGAAAAAGCUCGAUCUACCAUUUUAAACGACCCUAACUCUGCAGCUAUAACUCUUGCCACUCUUCAGAAUCCUUUAAAGCACGGAUUUGAUAAAGUGAACGAAGACUUGAAUCGGGUACAUAAAGCGAAUACUAAAUAUGGGAAAGCUCUCGACAAAAACUUUCCCGUCAGAGCUCUUCCGGAAGGUCUUGAUGCUCUUGGCUCUCAAAGUAACCUAAUAAAUCGAGCUAUAGCGAUGCACUUUAUUCGGGAAGGACAGUUCUCAACGGCGCAGAUAUUCUUAUCCGAAUCUAAAACUUCACCCCGGAUACCAUCAGACAAAAUCAAUAAUAGUUCCGAAGAGCUUAAGGCAGAAGAUAUCCAGCGAGAAUUUUUGAAAAUGUACUCCAUACUCGAAGAACUCAAACGGCAUAACAUCCAUCCGGCUAUAUCUUGGGCAAGGAAGAACAGCACCCAGCUUGAACAACUUGGCUCUAACAUCGAGUUCGAGUUAAGCAAACUUCAAUAUCUGUGGCUAUUUUAUGGUCCAAAUGUCAAUGGGUUGCCAGAUGAUCAAAACAAUGGUUUGAUGGGGGCUUUUAAAUAUGCUAGAGAGAAUUUUCCCGCACAUAUGGCUAGGUUUCCAAGGGAAAUAGAGCAGCUAAUCACUGCCUUACUAUACAAAACUAACAUAGGAGAGUCUCCAUAUAGUCAUCUCCUUAACAUAGAAUUCGCUUGGGAUAUGAUAUUUUCAUCAUUUACAAAGGACUUCUGCUCCCUACUCGGCCUUUCUCCUUCGUCUCCUCUAUAUGUUGCAUGUACGGCUGGAGCGAUUGCUCUCCCCACGCUUUUAAAGCUUGCUGAAAUUGUACGUGAGAAAAAGACAGAGUGGACAACUCAAAGCGAACUGCCUGUCGAAAUACCGCUACCAAAAAGCAUGUUUUUUCAUGCCAUAUUUGUCUGUCCAGUGAGCAAGGAACAGACUACUGAAAAGAAUCCACCAAUGGUUAUGCCUUGUGGACAUGUGCUCGCCAAAGAAUCUCUCCAGAGAAUCAGCAAAAAUGGUCGGUUCAAGUGUCCAUACUGCCCGAGUGAGAGCCAGAUGCAGGACGCUAAGGAGAUAACACUUUGA